Messenger RNA from Condylura cristata (star-nosed mole), 1272 nucleotides. RefSeq names its product PIH1 domain containing 2 (gene PIH1D2). Lineage: Eukaryota; Metazoa; Chordata; Mammalia; Eulipotyphla; Talpidae. Gene Ontology annotation, cellular component: ribonucleoprotein complex; R2TP complex; cytoplasm. The record is from RefSeq and is a predicted model, not a curated record. Gene Ontology annotation, biological process: box C/D snoRNP assembly; rRNA processing. The coding region runs from base 1 to 948 and encodes 315 amino acids. The transcript has 5 exons.
AUGGAGACAUCUUCUAACGGUCUGCUCACCCAAGUUACUCAGUUCUGGAACCUCCUAGAUGAUUUGGCUGAAAGUAACCCUGAGAGCUAUCAGAAGUUCAUUCAGCAACAGCUCAAAGAGGGAAAACAGCUCUGUGCUGCCCCAGAACCACAACUCUGUAUACAGACCAGGAUUCUGAAACCAAAAGAAAAAAUACUUUUUAUCAACCUAUGUCAGUGGAAAAGAAUCCCAGCUCCCCAGUCAGGCACUCAUCCAGUACCUCUAUGUGUUGGCAGACCAGAAGACAUGUCUGAGACAUCAGAUGUUUACACAGUUCUUGAUGUUGCCUACAAUCCUGACGUUCUCCAGGCAACAGAAAAAGACCAGGAGAAAAAAGGUCAAUUGAUACAGAUGACCAUGAAAUGUAUUGAAGAAAAACUCCAUUUCACUCUCUCACACUCUUACCAUAUUGCAAAAUUUAAAAUAAAAGGAAACAUUCAAAGAAUGAAACAAAAUCUGAUGGGAAUUCAAACUGACCCAACAUAUUUAAGCAAGAAAAUGAGAAAUGAACUAACCCUUGAUCAAAUAAAAAGCAGUACUAUGAACAAUUCAGAUCACCUUCCUCAACUUUUACUGCCGAAGGACCAAGUUCCAGGAAAAGCAAGGUGUCUGAUAGAAGAGAUUUCUAGUACAGAAAUCCAGGUGGAGAUAAAGAAACCAGACUAUGAAUUAAAACUUGUGGAAGAUCAGAAUGAGAAUCCACUGAAAAUUGAAUUAAAAGUCGAAUUACCUGGUGUUAAUUCAGUAUCUGUUUGUGAGCUUAGUGUUUCAGAGGAUGAUUUAUUGAUUGAGGUCUCUGAGAGGUACAGAUUACACCUGAAUCUUCCAAAAUCCGUGAAUACUGAAAUGACUACAGCAAAAUUUAUCAAGGAGAAAGCAACAUUAAUCGUCACAAUGCCGUUGGCAUAAGGGAAGAAGAACAUUGUGUUUUGGUUUUCAGUGCUUAAAACUUGAAUGAUAGGGCUUUCACUAUGGGGGAAAACUUGGUUUAUCUUAAACACUAAUUCCCUAUUUUCUAAGUGUGCCUUUUGAUGGAAUGAGAUUUUCUUAUCAUUUGUCAUGUUUUCUCUCUCUAAUUCAUUCUUUUACCUUCUCAAACUUGGUCAUGAGUAGAUACUACUAAAAACAGCAUUACCAUGACAUACUUGUUUUGAAGACAUUUGUAGAAACCCUAAAUGAUUUAAAUUCAAUUGAGAAAAUUCUGUUUCCAAAUAAUGUGAGAACUCUUGGUUU